Pseudomyrmex gracilis is the source of this 589-nucleotide messenger RNA. Its product is annotated as nose resistant to fluoxetine protein 6-like. The record is from RefSeq and is a predicted model, not a curated record. The coding region runs from base 74 to 589 and encodes 171 amino acids. Lineage: Eukaryota; Metazoa; Arthropoda; Insecta; Hymenoptera; Formicidae. The transcript is spliced from 6 exons.
GCCACACAAAGUUUGUCACAAAUUCUGGUGGUCGAAUAUCCUAUACAUAAAUAACUACAAUGAUAUAAAUACAAUGUGUAUGACUUGGAGCUGGUAUCUGGCGAGUGAUAUGCAAUUCUACAUAAUUGGCGUAGCUUUAUUGAUUUUGUCGACCGUAUAUAUGUAUUGGACUAUUAUUAUACUGGGUGCACUUUUAAUUGGAUCGAUCUUACUUUCCGGUUACAUUUCAUAUAUUUAUGAAUAUAUUCCAACACUAGAUGAAUUUUCGAGACAGCUGAACAUCAUAUACUUUCCAUCAUGGGUCAGAAUCGGCCCGUAUAUUAUUGGAAUUUAUACAGGAUUUCUGGCAAUACGGUUAAAGAAUAAUUUAAUCUUAAAAAAGAAAACAGUAAUUUUAUAUUGGGGCGUAGCAAUUACUUGCAACAUACUGGUUUUAUUUGGCCUUUAUAAGCGAUAUAUAUCUAUUUUGUCUAGUGCUACAUAUGUGGCAUUUAGUAGAACAGUGUGGGCCAUAGGAGUAGCUUGGAUUUUAAUAGCGUGUCUUACCAAAAACGGAGAUUGUCAUGGUUUUUGGAUACUUAACGAUUAG